AUGCUUGGACUACUGCUUGUGCUGCUACUGGGGGUGCAUGUCCUGGCAGUGUGCCCCUCCAUGUGCUCCUGCAGCUCCAGUCAUAGGGAGGUUGACUGUUCCUGGAAGGGUCUGAGACUGCUUCCGGAUGGGCUGCAACACAACCUCCACUCCCUCAACAUAUCCCACAAUCGACUGCACAAUCUGGACGGUCAGCUAACAGUGUAUGCCCACCUCCGCAUCCUGGAUUUGUCUCACAACCGGCUGGCGUAUCUGCCCACUGGGCUGCCCCGUUCUCUCUGGCGGCUUUAUGCGGGUGCAAACCGUAUCCGGCUGCUAGAUAAGAAUGAUACCGCCUAUCAGUGGAACCUGCGACUUCUGGAGCUGUCCAACAACAAGUUGGAGCGGGUUGUCUUUAUCAACAACACCUUAUCCAACCUGCGCGUGCUCAACCUCAACCACAACCGCUUCUGGACAGUGCCCACCAACAUGCCUGUGCACCUGGAGACUGUAGACCUGUCUCACAACACCCUGGUACAGGUGCUGCCAGACUCUCUGGACCGGCUUCCCCGACUCACUCACUUCUACCUGCAUUCUAAUCGCUUUUCUAUGCUGCCUUUUGGUGCUUUGGACAGGCUGGCAGGGCUUAAGGUCAUCUCCCUAGGGGACAACCCUUGGGCCUGCCACCUCCACUCCAACAUCACCUACUUACUGUCCUGGAUCCAGCGUACCCCAGCCCGCAUCCUAGGCUGUCCCUGCCACACUCAGCCUAUCUGUGGGGAGGCACGCCCUGGUAGGACUGGGGGGUGGCACUUUGCAUCCUACGACCAGCCACCUCUGGCAGCUGGUGCCCGGGACCUGAGUUCGAUACCGCCGGAAAGCAGUUCCACUGGCUGGUGGUAUGUGUCUGAGCUGAACACCCAAUAUACCACGAGGGAGAGCUUAACAACACAGCAGCACUCCUUUGCAACCACUCCUGUCAGACUCACUACCCUACCACUCGACACCACAGACAACCAUAUGAUUGAAGAGGACCUUUCGACCAAGACAAAGCCAUCUGCUAUGGCUCACAGGUUCCCAACAGACUCCCUGUCUAUUGCCAGCACAAUCUUCAUCACAGACAAAGCAGUGAGCAACAACUCCCAAUACAUGACUGACACACCCCCUGUUACUGAAACACCCAUGAUGCCUGAUGUGACUAUGGCCACAGUCCAGUUCUUCACCUCUGAGAGUGUUUCUGCUGGUACAAGGAAGACUGCCACACUCCGCACCAGAAGUGUGAGGAGGCCCAAGCAGUCACCUCCUGAUGGAGCCCACAACAGCAGCCCAGCACUCACUACUUCCUUCUCGCUCCCUUUCAUUCAGGCCCUGUGGUCACUUACUCCCACUCGAAGUGUCCCUUAA
Messenger RNA from Lampris incognitus (smalleye Pacific opah), 1383 nucleotides. RefSeq names its product oligodendrocyte-myelin glycoprotein-like. Bases 1 to 1383 code for a protein of 460 amino acids. The transcript has a single exon. The record is from RefSeq and is a predicted model, not a curated record. NCBI's taxonomy places the organism in Eukaryota, Metazoa, Chordata, Actinopteri, Lampriformes, Lampridae. Gene Ontology annotation, biological process: neuron projection regeneration. Gene Ontology annotation, molecular function: protein binding.